Molecule: messenger RNA, 1146 nt
Organism: Centropristis striata (black sea bass)
Lineage: Eukaryota; Metazoa; Chordata; Actinopteri; Perciformes; Serranidae
Gene: marveld3
Product: MARVEL domain containing 3
Exons: 3
Coding region: 1-957 (318 amino acids)
Cellular component (GO): membrane
Source: RefSeq, a predicted model, not a curated record
AUGCCAGAGAGAGGAAGACACCACAGGAGUGAAGAGUACGAGAGCAGGGACCACAGGGAUUACAGGGACAAGGACUACAGGGACAGAGACAGGGACUACAGGGACAGGGACCAUGGGGACCACAGGGACUACGGGGACCGGAACCCGAAGCCGAGAGAGGGUGGAGGCUCUGCUGGUGACAGGAGGAGCAGACAGAGGGAGGAGCCUCCUGCUCCCAGAGACCAGGACCAUGGAGGACCCUCCAGACUGUCCAGAGAUCCUGUUUAUCAGCCUGAAGAAGAAUAUAAUUAUGAGCCUCAACACAAACAAGCUCUGUACAACCUGAGAUACGUCUUAACCAGCAGAGGUCUGUGUCAGAUCAUGGAGCUCUUUGUGAACAUGCUCAUCGUCAUCUGUGCCGGCGUGCCGUACAGCAACAACGGGGGCUACCGGGACCUGGCCAGCCUGGGGGGCGUCUACUACUACCACUUCGGAGGGGCCCAGGCCUUCAUGGGGGCCGACGCGGACCGCGUGAAGGAGCUGGACCGCCAGUUCCACCAGCUGAAGCGCCCCCCCUACGUCUUCACCAUGGCCUGUGGAGGACUCCUGAUGGUCUACGCCUGCACCAUGCUGGCCCUGGGGGUCUUCAGGGUCCCGUACCGCUGGCCCCCCGUGCUGCUGGGCGAGGCCCUGCUGAACGCCCUGAUCGGGCUGGGCUACGUCCCGGCGCUGGCCUUCUUCUUCAUCAAGCUGCAGGAAACCUACGACAACCCGAUCUGCACCGAGAGGGAAGCCAUGUACAAGAGCAAAGGACACAAAGGCUUCGAGUGUCAGAUCCACGGGGCCGACAUCGCCACGGGGCUCUUCGCCGUCAUCGGGGUCUUCGUCUUCAUCUUCGGGGCCGUUUUAGCCGUCAGAGCCUUCAGGGCUGUGAGGGAGCUGAAGCAGCAACGGACAAACGACGACAACAAUUUAUAACAGGGAUGGGCAACUUAAAUGCUGCAGGGGGCCACAAUCACUUCACCAGAUAUGAUGAAACUGCAAUUUUAAAUAUAUUUACAGUGCAGUAACUUAACAUAUUUCAUGCUCAAAUGCAUGUUUAACAGUAUAAAUAGGAAUACAAAAGGUUUGAAGCAAAUCAAAAAUAACCACUUACUGUGAUUUCUU